Molecule: messenger RNA, 1291 nt
Organism: Tetranychus urticae (two-spotted spider mite)
Lineage: Eukaryota; Metazoa; Arthropoda; Arachnida; Trombidiformes; Tetranychidae
Gene: IFT20
Product: intraflagellar transport 20
Biological process (GO): protein localization to cilium; cilium assembly
Cellular component (GO): cytoplasm; ciliary base; ciliary basal body
Source: RefSeq, a predicted model, not a curated record
UAAAUUCAUCUUAGUUUCUUAAAAUUUUAAAAACAAAUUGAUUUCGCUAAACUAAUUUAAUUUCAUGUUAACUAAUCAUAACCUGGAAUGAAGUUGAUUAAUUUGAUCAGGUCAAUGAAACUCGCCUUUUCUCAAAUUGGUAACAAUUUUAAAGAUAAGUUUCAACGAAACACUCACUAAUUGUAUAGUUAUUAUUGAUACAAUUUAAGAGAAUUCAAAAUUUUCCAUUUCAAGACUUGUUUGAGUUCCAGUCUACUCUUUCACCUAACCUGCUUAAAGUAAAUCUCUGCCAAUAAUAAGUUAUAUCAGUUCAUAGAUCUGGUAGUUGUUAAUCCAGUUAAGAUAAUGGUUAAUUCCAAUCAGCCAGACAUUCAGAUUAUAGUAGAUUUUCGUUCGAAAGUCUAAUCAAUCAAGCUUAUUGAUUAACCAAAUUGAAACGCUUUAAAAGCAUUUGUUUACACUUUUUGAAAGAGUAAAAGUUAAUUCCAAGAAGUUUUGUGAUUUACCUGAUUAACUGGUAGUUUACAUUUGCUACUGUUUGAAUAUUUAAUAUUUUGUUAAUGACAGCCAAUUGUUAACCUGAACUGUUGACCUAAUAAGUGGAUAUUUUUUUGGUAAAAUGUGAGUUAACCAGAAAGCGGUUUUGCAUUAAAGUUACUAGGGAAACGGUAAAAUGUAAACAAAAGGUUGAAUGCAAAAUGUCUGAUUAUAAUUUAAGUCGUCUUGGUUUGUAUUUUGAUAAAGACAGUAUUCACAUUUUUGAUCCUAGUUCUAAUCAAACAACAACUGAAUUGAUUACAGAAUGUUCUGAAUUCAUACAAAGUACAAAGGAGUUUAAAGAUAUUGUUGAUGAUUUCAUUUUGAUUGUGGCUAAUCUCAAGGAAAAGGUUGAAAAGGAAAAGAUCAAGGCUUUGGGUUCUCGAAACGCAUUGGAAUCUAUUGGCAUUCAAAAAGAGUUGCACAGACAACAAUUGGUUGUUUUAAUCAACGAGAAACGCCAAGAAUUGGAAAGACUAAAUAGUUUGGAGCAAUCAUUGAUUAGAGAUGAGGCUGAGCAAAAAGAUCUGAUUGAACGAUUGACUAACCAGAGAUGAUAAAUUCAAGCAAGUUUAUCAAAGGGAAACAUUGACGCCAUCGAAUUAAGACAGCGUCUUUUGUUAGUAAACAAUGAGUUAGUCAUUUGUUCACUGUUUGUACCAUUCAUUGUCUUCUUAUUGACAAUGAAUGAAUAAUAUAAGCAUGUUAAAUUAGAAUUGGACGAAAUUUCAAAUUAAAUAUAAAAAACAAUCAA